AUGUUCAUUUUGCUUGCGGUCAUAUUUAUAUGGGAAAAAGUAACUUGUUAUACAAAUCAAGAUAACAUUGAACAAUUAAAAUAUAUGAUUGCCAAUGAUGAUUUAUAUAAUAAUUUAUUAACAACAGAAAAGUUAAUAAUAGAAUUUUUCAAACACGAUGAAUUAAAAUUGCCCAUAUUAAAUCCAGGGGUUUCGGAAUAUCUAAAUAUGUCUAAUUUUACCAUAAUUAAGCAUAAUGUUGGUAUAGAAAAUGAAACUGAUUAUGUUAUACCUAAUAUAAGUGCUAGUGCUCAGGAUUUAAUAAAAUAUGAACAUAUUACGAAACAGCAACUGGUGAAAACUUAUAAUGCAGAGGAAGCAGAUUUAUAUAAGAAAAAGAGUUUACUUGUAAGAUCUUUAAAAAUUGUAAAAUUUAUGUUAAUACCCAUGGAUUCUUAUAAAGAAACAAAAGAUUUAAAGAAAUCACUGAUGGCAUUAAAUGAUAUCCUCGUGGAAAAGGAUGAAAAAAAAGAAGAAGAGAAUUCGCAAUUAUAUUCUAAAUCGUAUUUUCAAAGUAUUUUAAAUUAUAUUAAUGAUAUAAAGAAAAUAAAGCCAAAAAAAAAUGUAUAUUCAUAUUCAAUAAUAGGUGAUGAUUUGUUAAAAAUACAGAAUUCGAAUGAUUUAUUUUUUACAACAAAUGAUAAUAUUGAUUUCAUGAAUAAGUUAGAUGAGUUGUCACGUCAUUUUGGCAUAUCUUUGUAUAACUUAGUUGGUUCACAUCUUAUAGCAUUAGGACAUUUUGUUACCCUAAAUUUAGCCCUUAGGAAAUAUAAUAAUUUUUUUGUAUUAGGAGAUGUGAAAUUUUUUAGUUGGGAAAAACUCUUAAGUUUUAAUAUAUCAGAUAGGUUUAAAACACUUGAUUCAAUGUGUAAUGUCAAUAGUUUAUAUAAUAUAGAAAAAAAAAGAAGAAGAAAUUAUUUGAGUGAUAAUAGAAGAUUAGCAUUCGAUGAAUGUAAUAUAUUAGAGUUCUUGGUUCACAAUUUUAAUAGAUAUCAUAUAUCGCUACUUAUAAAUAUUUAUCAAGAUAAUUUUAAACCCAAUUUAUUUUUAGAACAUACACAUACAAAAAGAGAAUUCUUCAAAUUUAUAUGUGGUGAUACAACUAAAUGUAACAUAUAUAAUAGUGGUCAUUUUGCAAUUGAAGGUGAAGAUAUAACUAAUUUAAAUAGUAAAGAAUCUGAUACUGAUUCAUUAAACCCAUUUAGUAUAUACAAAAACUUUUUACAUUUUUCAAGAUGUUAUACUAGGUUCACUCCAGAACAAAUUUUAUAUAUACACUUUUUAAAUUUAACUGGAAUUUUAAAUAAUGAGAACAAAGCUUACGUGAGUUCUCUUUACUUACCUGGAUACUUCAAUGCUAUUGAGUUAACUUUUGAUGAAGAUUCUAAUCUCUCAGAUCUAAUGGAUAAUUUACUACAAUGUGUUGAAAAAUGCAAAUCAUUAGCUACAGAAAAUAUAGCAUCAAAAGAUGAAAAUAAUAAGAUCUUAGAAUAUGAACAGAGUACAUUUACAAAGUGUAAUAUUUGUAAGGGAGCACUCGUAUAUAUGAACUUGAAGCAUGAAAACUCAUCGUCCAUGUUGCAGAAGUUUUAUAUGUAUACUACUAAAGUUGUUAACAUAAAUAAUAUAAGUACCUUAAUAAGAAAUAUGAAUGUUUAUGAAGAUUAUGAUAAUUUUUUAACGAACGAUUUAAAUUGGUAUACAUUUUUAUUAUUACUGAGACUUACGUCUUUUAAGGACAUUGCAGAUAAAAAUAUAGGAGAAGCUAUGUAUUUAAGUUUAGAAAAGGAAGAUGAUUUUAAUAAAACUAUUACUACAAAUUAUUGGUAUCCAUCCCAUUUGAAAAAGGCUUAUACUUUAUUCGUAAGAAGUAAUUUAGCUGUUAACUUAGUAGAAAAAUUAGAGAAAUUGUUAAGUUCUGAUGCCAUAGAAAAAAUGAAAAAAAGUAUAAGAUUUAUAGUCCACGUAAAUUCCUUUUUACAAUUAGAUUUUUUUCACAGUCUUAAUGAACCACCAAUUGGAGAACAACGUUCAUAUCCUCUAGCUUUGUUACUUGAGAACCAAUUUUUACAAUGGUUUCACAAUUCUAACUUAGGCUAUUUUUUUUUAAAUUAUGAUGAUAAUAAUACAAGAAAACGAAUGCAUGAAAAAGUUCUAUCACAAAAAUUUAUGGCACCCAAAUAUGUUAGUUGGAUUUUACAUUUGAAAAAGCAUAUAAAUAAAGCAUAUGCAUCAUAUUUUAAUCAAAGGCAUGUAAAAAAUAUAUAUAAGAAUCAUAAUAUUUUUAAUAUAAAUAAUAAAAUAAUGCUAAUGAAGGAUUCCUAUGAACUUUACGAAAAUAACUAUAAAGAUAUAAUUUUUUUUGCAGAUAUAUUUAAUUUAAGAAAAUAUCUAACAGCUACUCCCGCGGCAAAAAAGUUUACAGACAGGCUUCUAUAUUUCAUGCAUUCAAUUUAUGGUAACGCUUUAAAUUUUUAUAAAUACGGUAUGAUAUAUGGGUUCACAAUAAAUAAAACAUAUUUGAAAGAAUUUAGCGAAGAACUAUUUUCAAUUUAUAAAUUGAACAAAGAUGACUUUUCAGAUGUCUCCUUUUUACAAUCAGUUUAUUUACUCAUUAGAAAAAUUGAAAAUAGUUUUCAUGGGCAUAGGAUAAAUGAUAAAAUAAGUUUAAAUAAUUUGUUUUUUUUCAAUGUUUCAAAUCACUAUUCAAAAAUGAGCAAAGAACAGAGAUUUGAAGAACUCAAUAAUUCCAUGGCAUCUAGAUUCUUUUCAAAAACAUUAUUUUCUAUAUUUCAAAUGAUGUUUUCUACAAAAUUAAGUAAUUAUGCAGAUGAGCUUGAUAGAACGUAUGGAAAAGAAGAAAUGCUUGGUUUAACCGUAAAUGAAAAGGCCUUUUUUAAUUUUGCAUAUGCAUAUUAUGGUAGUAUAAUGGAUAAUAUAACAAAUAGUCUUUUGCCUCCGUACGCCAAAAAGCCAAUAACUCAAUUAAAAUAUGGAAAAACAUUUAUUUUCUCAAAUUAUUUUAUUUUAUGUAAGCAAGUGUUUUCAUUAUUAAAUUUAAAUAAUUUAAGUCUUUUAUGUGAAAACCAAGCAAUAGCUAGUUCUAAUUAUUAUUCUUCGAAAAAAAUGGAUCAAUUUGUUGAUAAAAAGUUUGUAUCUAUUGUUGUGGGUUUUGCGUAUUUAAGAGUUUUAGAUGUACAGAAUAAGGCAAAUGAAUUGCAAAAUAUAUAUAGUAAACUUACCUAUUUUCCAGGAACACCUAAUCCUCUGCUUUGGCUUGGUAUACAUAUGGCUACUAAUUUAUACUUUGAUACUGGAAGAUUUUUUCCUGUAUCGCUGACUGAUAAAUUAAAUGAACAAACUGAUCAUAUUACAACUGAAAGUGCUAGCAUAAAACCAGGAACUUUUGGAUUCUCAAAAAUUUACCCUUUAGAACUGCUUAAUGGAUUGACUUGUGUUUUUUUUGUAAAUACUCUUUUUCGAUACUAUGCUUUUUAUCAAAACUUUUCCUUUUUUUUUAUAAAACCUGUUCGUUUUAUGACAAGAUAUCAUACUGCAUUUGAAAGUUAUGUUAACAAUAUUAUAAGAACAAAUUUUAGAAAGUAUACGACUGAUGAAAUAUUAAAGUUUGCGCAAACAACUUAUUUAAAUAUUAAAAAAAGGGGUUUCUUAAAAGAAGCUAUAAAAGCUAGGAUUAAAGCUAAAAAUGUUAACUAUCAUCCUAUUAUAAAAAAUUUGGAUGGAAGUAUGCCUAUGUUAACACCACAAGAAUACGAACGUUUAACAAAAGCUGAUUAUACAUUGUAUGUAGAUGAUGGUGCAUCUUUUGAUGAAGUAGAUGAAGACGAAAAAUUCUUAAAUGAUAAAGAUUAUAUAUGUUCUAAUGAUUUAAGAGGUGAAACCAAUGCUUUGUCACAGUCUACUAAACUUCAGGAAGAGGAAAAGAAUAAAAAUGAUAAAAAGUUAAAACACAAAAAUGAAGGAAUGAACGAAACAAACAAGCAACAUCAAGAAGAGGCUGAUAAUGAAGACAAUAUAAAAGAGAAAGAUGAAGAAGGUAAUAAAAAAGAACAAAAUGUUAAAGAAGGUGUGGUUGAUGAAGUCCUUAUGAUUACAAGAAAACCAGAUUAA
Messenger RNA from Plasmodium malariae, 4170 nucleotides. Its product is annotated as cytoadherence linked asexual protein, putative. Bases 1 to 4170 code for a protein of 1389 amino acids. The transcript has 8 exons. Gene Ontology annotation, biological process: adhesion of symbiont to microvasculature. The record is from RefSeq and is a predicted model, not a curated record. NCBI's taxonomy places the organism in Eukaryota, Apicomplexa, Aconoidasida, Haemosporida, Plasmodiidae.